AUGAAGAUUUUCAUGAUCCUUCUCCUCGCUCUCCUCACCAUCUCCACCGUCUUCGCCUGGACUGGCACCACACCACUCAACAUCAACUGCACCGACCAGCGCCCAUGUGGAUUGUCGUCAAAAUGCAUCCAAGGAAGAUGUUUCCCUCUCCCUGGACCGUUGACUCGACUUGAUCAGGAUGGACCAAUCGACGACUGUUAUGCUCAUGGAUGUGAGAAGCCUUAUGAGUGUGUCAUGGGAAAAAAACUUCCUGAUAUCCGUUCGAAAAUGAAGAUUUUCAUGAUCCUUCUCCUCGCUCUCCUCACCAUCUCCACCGUCUCCGCCUUUACUGACACCGCUAGAACCGGCAUCGUGUGCAAGACUCAUCAAAACUGUGGAUUCUCGGCAAGAUGCAUCCAAGGACACUGUAUGCCUGUUCCUGGAACGUUGACUGGAGACGAUGGACCGCCCGACGGAAAAGACUGUGAUGAGAGAUGUGUGGGGCACUACUACCAGUGUGUCAAGGGGAAGUGUCGUUUCCAGAAAAUUUGA
Caenorhabditis remanei is the source of this 531-nucleotide messenger RNA. RefSeq lists its product as uncharacterized. The transcript is spliced from 4 exons. The record is from RefSeq and is a predicted model, not a curated record. NCBI's taxonomy places the organism in Eukaryota, Metazoa, Nematoda, Chromadorea, Rhabditida, Rhabditidae. Bases 1 to 531 code for a protein of 176 amino acids.